GCUUUCCCCACGCUGCCGUUUUGACCCCUUAUACCGUCCCUUAACGAAAAGCGUCACUACCGGUCUCCGUCCUAACUCCCCUCGGUUCUCUGACUUCUCGGUGUCGUCUCCGAUUCUGCGACAAUCUCAGAGGGUAUAGAAGGUCCCGGACGAUGAGUAACGUUUUUGAGGGAUAUGAACGCCAGUACUGCGAGCUCUCGGCUAAUCUAUCAAAAAAGUGCACUGGAGCUUUUGCUCUCAACGGAGAGCAAAAGAAGCAAAAAGUUUCGGAAAUAAAGGCUGGAAUUGAUGAAGCAGAAGCUUUGAUUCGAAAAAUGGACCUUGAGGCAAGAAGUUUGCAACCAAACGUCAAGGCUGUGCUUCUUGCUAAGUUGCGGGAGUACAAGUCAGAUUUGAAUAAUCUUAAAAGUGAAGUUAAGAAAAUUGUAUCUGGUAACUUGAACCCUUCUGCUCGGGAUGAGUUGUUGGAAUCAGGCAUGACAGAUGCUUUGACGGCAUCAUCUGAUCAGAGAGCAAGAUUAAUGAUGUCAACCGAGAGGUUAAACAAGUCUGGUGACAGAAUUAAGGACAGCAGAAGAACAAUGUUGGAAACAGAAGAGCUCGGUGUUUCAAUUCUUCAAGAUUUGCAUUCACAACGGCAAUCUUUGUUGCAUGCACAUGACACGCUUCAUGGAGUUGAUGAUAAUAUAGGCAAGAGCAAAAGAAUUUUGUCUAACAUGUCAAGAAGGAUGAGCAAGAAUAAGUGGAUUAUUGGCGGCAUCAUCGCAGUCUUGGUUAUAGUUAUUGCCUUAAUUCUGUACUUUAAACUCCGCAAAUAGCCAAGACCAGACGUUUUCUGGUAUCGGUUCAAAAAUUGCCUAGGUAUAUGGCUGAGAAUUAUUUCCAAUUCCCCCCCCCCCGGGUUUCCUUUUGUUUAACUCUGGUUUGUGAUUGCUCGGACAGAUUUCCGCUGGCUAAUUUGACUCUGUUUGCUUCUCGAAGUGUAUGGCAUGUAUAUGCUGGCUUUGCCAGGUCUGGAAUUCUGGUUGUGUAUUGAUUAUCGGCUAUUGCAUGAAUUGUAUUAUGAUAUAAAGAUUCACGGUGGUUAUAACGGGGAGAGGGUUGGUUUUUAAUCA
Messenger RNA from Neltuma alba, 1115 nucleotides. RefSeq names its product vesicle transport v-SNARE 13. The transcript is spliced from 6 exons. Gene Ontology annotation, biological process: intracellular protein transport; vesicle fusion; vesicle-mediated transport. Gene Ontology annotation, molecular function: SNAP receptor activity; SNARE binding. The coding region runs from base 153 to 818 and encodes 221 amino acids. The record is from RefSeq and is a predicted model, not a curated record. Gene Ontology annotation, cellular component: late endosome membrane; Golgi apparatus; endoplasmic reticulum membrane. Lineage: Eukaryota; Viridiplantae; Streptophyta; Magnoliopsida; Fabales; Fabaceae.